Dacryopinax primogenitus is the source of this 843-nucleotide messenger RNA. RefSeq lists its product as uncharacterized. The coding region runs from base 1 to 843 and encodes 280 amino acids. The record is from RefSeq and is a predicted model, not a curated record. Lineage: Eukaryota; Fungi; Basidiomycota; Dacrymycetes; Dacrymycetales; Dacrymycetaceae. The transcript is spliced from 3 exons.
AUGCUAUCUUGUGCUGUCACUGAUGGAGUUUUGAUUGGGCACCCUUGCUGUGGAGUCCACAACUGUGCCAUCCCCCUCUCUUCCAACCAUGCAUGGUAUUGUCCACUUCACACAGGCAGGGAGGCAAGCUGUGCAGCAGAAGGCUGUAAUAAUGGAGCAGAGCCUGGUAGGAAGACCUGCUCCAAUCCUGAACAUCAUUUGCUGGAAGAAAAUUACUAUGCUGCUGGCCACAGCCACCAUGGAGGGAGGAAGAAGGCACCUGGGCUCAAGGCCCACUUUGGCAGGAGAAGGAUGCACAAUGAGCAACUCAUUGUGCAUCCUUGUGGGGUCAUUGUGGCCAGGGGCACUUUCUAUGGGGCUGAGUCACUUUCCUCUGUAGCAGAAUUCAUUCAUGGUGUUUUUCCCACACCCCAGGCAAUGCCAGAUGUCAUGUUCUAUGACAACAACUGUUGCCUCCACCAGUAUCUUUCAGGACAAGGACCCAUUCAAGAACAUUUCAGCAAAACUGCACUGGUGGUAGAUGUUUUCCAUUUCAAGAACCAUCACUCCACUGCUGACCAGUACUGCUCCACCCAUUGCAAUCCAAUGGCCUUCCCUCAGCUCUACAACCAACAAUCUGGCCAGUGGACUUUCAAUUCCUCUGCAUGUGAGCAAACCAAUGCAUGGUUGAGGAAUUUUGAUGGAAUAGUGCAAGAAAUGUUGCCAGUGAGAUAUGAGUUUUUCCUUGAUGAGGUGAUCAGGGCACACAACCAUUUUUGUGUUGAUGAGCUGCAACACAAUAAUGCACUUCCCUACCUUAUGGAUAGAUCUUUGUUGUUAAAUGGACUAAACAGCAUAGCAUAG